CUCCUCAUCAGCACAGCGGCUAAGCUAACCGGUGAGGGAGCUCGCAUUCUUCUGCACUUCCUCACGCUGGAAACACCGGACAAGGAUGUUGGCAGAGACACGUGUGGCUGGACUGCAGUCUCUCCUGGCUGCGUUUCUGCUCUUCUCAUUGGAACAUGAUAUAACACGGGGUGAAACUGUAGUGCACAUGCGGAAGGUGACUCACCAGGCGGUGCAGAUGCCGCUCUCUAGUACUGCUGUGCUGCCCUGCAUCUUUGCCCUACAUCCCGCCCCCAGUGAGGAGACUCCUCGCAUCAAGUGGACCAAAAUUUGGGGCCACCGUGGUCUGGAUGGCCUACAGAGGGAGCAGUCUGUAUUGGUGGCAAAAGGUAACGUGGUAAAGGUGAAGAAAGCCUUUCAGGGGCGUGUCACUUUGCCCGGCUACUCAGAGAACCACUACAAUGCCAGCCUGGCACUGACUGGCCUGAGAUCCAGCGACUCUGGGAUGUAUCGCUGCGAGGUAGUGGUGGGCAUUGACGACGAACAGGACACUGUACCCCUCAAGGUCACAGGGGUGGUGUUUCACUACCGAGCCCCUCAUAACCGCUAUGCCUUGUCGUUUCCUGAUGCUGAGCAGGCAUGUUUGGAAAACUCUGCAGUGAUUGCCACACCUGACCAGCUGCAGGCCACAUUUGAUGAUGGCUAUGAUAACUGUGAUGCAGGCUGGCUGUCUGACCAGACCGUAAGGUAUCCUAUUCAGACUCCUCGACCAGGCUGCUAUGGCGACCGGGAUGAUUUACCUGGUGUGAGAAACUAUGGCGCUCGUGCCACUGAUGAGCUGUUUGAUGUCUAUUGCUUUGCUGAUAGUCUGCCAGGUGAGGUGUUUCACAUCAGUGUACCAGAGAGACUGAACCUGGCCACAGCCUCCACUCACUGUCACGCACUGGGCGCUCAGCUGGCCACAGUGGGUCAGCUUUUCCUAGCAUGGCAAGCAGGACUGGACCACUGUGACCCAGGCUGGCUGGCUGAUGGAAGCGUGCGAUAUCCAAUCAAUCAGCCACGCCGCAACUGCGGAGGGGAAGAUCCGGGAGUGCGCACUCUCUACCACAACCCCAAUCGCACCGGCUUCCCUGACACCACCAGCCUGUUUGAUGCCUACUGUUACCGGGAGAACCAGCCAGAACCAAGAGCACUGUUUCAGACUUUACAGAAUUCCAGCUCAAACUCCACAGAUGAUUCGGAAUAUCUCCAACGAAACACAGCCUUUCCAGAGCCUUCCACCUGGACCGGCCUGGUGGACAUAAAUAAGGAAGAGUUCAACUCCAUCCUAGAGAGUGAGUCCUCUGAGAUCUCAGAAGAGCAUGUAGUAAUCCAUCUCAAGCCUGUAGAGAGAUCAGAAGAUGCUUUCAAAGAUAAAGCCCCUGUUCUGAAGAACCAGGUGGAGCUCAGGAGCCAAGGAGACGCAGCAAGCGAGGAUCUCGAUGAGGGAGAAGUUACUGUAGGGUACGGCACGUCCUCUGACCCCUCCUCAGCUGUGUUAUCCACACAGGCUCAAACCAGCAACAGCAUGCUCUUUGAUUUUGUCAAUUCCAUCAUGACACCAUGGAAAUACUGGACCGGCAGUGACCACACAGAUGCCUCUUCAACAGUGUCAAGCCAGUUAAAAGAGACAUCAGAGGAACUCCAGCCUGCCAAAAUAAAACCCACUGGUGGACUUAUGGGGAUUAAAGACAGAACUGAUAAUGCUAUCUUAGAGCCUAAACAUGUGGAGGCUUCAACUAAUCCUGCCACGUUGUAUGAAGAGGAAGGACUUUUGCAGCAGGAGAGAGAACUGGUUCUGCCAGUCCCAGGUCAUAAGCUGAAGAAUUCCAGCAGGUCUCAGACACAGUCUUCAGUUUUACAACCAGUGCCAUCCAAUGGAGUAAUUGCGGCUGGAGGAGUGGAAAGGAUGAAUCCCACAGCUGUGACGAGUCUCCCUGGUUUUGGCUCUGUGCCAGAGCUAGGCAGCCAGCAGAGAUGGGCAUUAAAAGCUCUAAAAGGAUACGCUGCCUUAAGCAGUAAUGGACUCCUCAUGACCCAGACCCAUGGACCAAUGGAGACUAAAAGAGGAGGACUGGAGAUCAUGACGUUUCCGGUGUCUGUGGACAACCAUGAAAAUUUCUCUGGGGUAGAACAGGAUCUGGUUGACAUAAAUAAUCCAUUAUCUGAGGUGGUCACUGCCCAGCCCUCUUCACAAGGAGGGAUUUCAGAGGAGGAGAAGGAUACCGAGGGCAGUGGAGGAAAUGACCUGUUUGUUUCUAACAUUGCAACAAAACAGACAACUCCAUCUGAUAUCCAGAAUGAGCUCCUGCAAACAACAGCUCAAUGGCAGCUUCACGAUCUAACAACUGGACUUCCCUCAGGUGGUGCCAGUGUUUCUGGAUUAAAGCAGGGUGUGUCAGGCACAAUAGCUGCCAAGGAGGCCAGAGGGGAGAUCCUCUACAUACACAAUCCUACAGGAAGUGCUUUUUUAAACAGGAUCACAGUGCCUUCGGUUAUAAAGAAGCUGAGCACAGAUGCAACAACAACGUCUUAUGUGGUCACAACUCCAGAACUCACCCCAGAAGCUACAAGUGCUCCAGACCAAACACCAAGCACAUCCACACUGACCACAGCUAACAGUCAAAGUCAAACUGCAGAUGCCACCACUCCAGAGUAUAUCAUCUCUACCACAGAUCCCACAAUUCAACAUGUGGCCCAAGGACCACAUACACGUGUGUCAACAACAUCUGGGACCAUUAAAGGAACUGAAAUCACAACCAACACACUUCAGCUGAGCAUGCCAGAUAAAAAGGAAACUUCCCAGCAGACAGAGACCGUGACGAGGGUCACAGAGUCAUUUAAUUCAGAGAACCGGGACCGCCCAUCCACAAGUAGCACAGAUGGAAAUAUCUCAAGUGAAACUAAAUUCAACAAUGACAACAGCUCCUCAGCAGGAUCAGCAGAGGAAGAUCCAUGCCUGAUGAACCCGUGUCUGCAUGGUGGCAGCUGCCUGAGGGAGGGUGAAGGCUACAGCUGCCUCUGCCCUCUGGGAUAUUACGGAGAGAGCUGUGAGAUUGAUAUUGAUGAAUGUCAGUCAAACCCAUGUCUGAAUGGAGGCACCUGCAUCGAUGAGAUCAACUCGUUUGUGUGCCUGUGCUUACCCAGCUAUGGAGGAGCCAUAUGUGAAAAAGACACUGAGGGCUGUGAUCAUAAUUGGAGAAAGUUCCACGGGCAUUGUUACAGGUAUUUUGUUCACCGGCGCACCUGGGAAGAUGCAGAGAAAGACUGCAGAGAGCACAACGGCCAUCUGGCCAGCAUUCACACCAGUGAGGAGCAGAGGUUCAUCAAUGGUAUGACCCACGAGAACACCUGGAUUGGUCUGAAUGACAGAACAGUAGAAGAGGACUUUCACUGGGCUGAUAACAUGGAUCUGCAAUAUGAAAACUGGCGGGAGAACCAGCCUGAUAAUUUCUUUGCGGGCGGAGAGGACUGUGUGGUGAUGAUUGGCCAUGAGAACGGUAAAUGGAAUGACGUGCCCUGCAACUACAAUCUUCCCUACAUCUGCAAGAAAGGCACAGUGCUGUGCGGUCCUCCUCCUAUAGUGGACAAUGCUUUUCUGAUUGGCCGCAAGCGUUCACACUACGACAUCCAUUCGGUGGUUCGCUAUCAGUGUGAAGACGGCUUCCUGCAGCGCCACAUCCCCACCGCCAAGUGCCGCGCCAGUGGAAAAUGGGACCACCCCAGAAUCAUCUGUACGAAAUCUCGGAGAUUCCAUCGCAACCGUCGCCAUCAUCACAAGUCACAUCAUGAGCGCAGAAGGCACAGGAGACACGGUUUAGGGGGUCAUCGGGGUAGACAGGAGGGUCGCGGCCAUUUUUAACCAAAUAAAACCCUCGCCUCUUUGUCGAAAUGAAGUUCUACUUGUUACUGCACAGUCAGAAACAUUCUCCCUCCUGCCUCUUAUCUGCCCUCUGUCCAAUUUAACCCUGUGAUCAAAGGGGCACUGCUAGAGCUCAUACGGACUAUAAUAAUUUUCAUGAUACCAACUACACCCUGUUUGUCUGUUUUAUUGUACCUUCUCUGAGUCUACAAAAGGGAGUUUAUUCAGAUCUGCUAUUAAAACUCUCUUUGGUCCUGUA
Molecule: messenger RNA, 4139 nt
Organism: Trichomycterus rosablanca
Lineage: Eukaryota; Metazoa; Chordata; Actinopteri; Siluriformes; Trichomycteridae
Gene: ncanb
Product: neurocan b
Exons: 15
Coding region: 86-3880 (1264 amino acids)
Biological process (GO): central nervous system development; cell adhesion; positive regulation of neuroblast proliferation
Cellular component (GO): synapse; perineuronal net
Molecular function (GO): calcium ion binding; hyaluronic acid binding
Source: RefSeq, a predicted model, not a curated record